AUGUGACAAGGAAAAUACACACCGAAGAGAUUUGUCUAGAUGCCACAGUAACCGACGAUAUGUGAAACCUAGACAUGAUCAUUCGUAGCAAGAUGUGAGAGUUGAAAAGCUCGCCUCUCAGGGAUCUUCUUUUCUCGGCUGCACCUGCCUCCAGACUCUCGACGUCGAACGCACGCCAACCCGCCGACUUGCACAUAUCGCGACGCCAUCCACGAUGAAACUCACAGAGGACGAUCUCUACCGGUCUUCGACGCAAUUCACGCAUUGGUCAUUCACCCUACAACAGCUCGCUGCGCAACGCCAGAAGACCAACCUCCAGGCUACCGAACGCGUCAAGGCCAACGUCGCGCGACAACGCGCUCAGCGCGCCCAACAAGCCGAGAAUGGAAGCGCAAGUGAGGGUGUGGAGAGUGGCAGUGGAGCAAACACGCCAAACGCGGUGACGUCAGACAGGGAUGUGGAUUGUCUGACGGUCGCGGAGGAGAUGACUAUCGUGGAUGAGUUCUGCGAGCGCGCGGUGCAGUUGGGCGCGCAUUGCCAGUUUCCUAUCGAAGUCACUGCAACAUGUAUACAAUUUCUCCGCCGCUUCUACCUCUUCAAUUCGCCCAUGACAUAUCACGGCCAAAACAUCUCCCGAACUGCCAUGUUCCUUGCAUGCAAGACAGAAAACUCACAUCAAAGCGUCGAGAACUUCGCCGGCAACUUUAAGAAGGUGACGGCUGAGCAAAUCCUCGCGCCCGAGUACCUGAUCGUGCAAGCGCUACGCUUCAACUUCGAGAUCAAACAUCCGUUUCGAGGGUUGAAGGGUGGUCAUCUGGAGUUGAUGGAAAUGGCACGCGGAAACUACGAUGGCCCAAACCACAGUGCAGGCGAUGGUGGGGAUGGGAAUACGACUAGCGCAGACACACAAUCCGCUAUGCUUUCGCUGCCGCGCAAAGUAAACGGUCCUGUAUCGAGAAUGACGGUCAAAGACAUGGAGGAACGUAUCACAGCAGCAUACGGGUUUGCCUCGCACAUCCUCAAAAAUGCUGCUCUCCUCACGGACGCAUACUUUCUCUACACGCCUGCACAACUCUGGCUGUCAGCGCAUCUACUCGCCGACGAACCCCUCACCAUCUUCUAUCUCUCUCUCAAACUCCCGCGAUCCUCACCUCUCUACGCCAAGCUGCUCUCCACCAUCCGGGCCUGCGCAUCACUCCUUUCCAGCCACCGCUCCUUCACUGCUGGCACCUUACCAAAAGAGGAGAAAGACGCUCGAGACGUAAAACACAAAGCACACGUCAAGUCCCUAAUCGAGAAGCUAAAAAUGUGUCGAGAUCCAGACAAAGUCGACUUGGUCAAGCUCAACCAGGCACAAAAGCGCGACGCCAUCCAAGGGGAGACUCUAGACGAAAAUAAGGCGAAGAGAAGGAAAUUGGAACGAGAGUCUUAUGAGAAGGAAGCCGAUGCUUUCUGGGGCCCGGAGCUAUCUCAGCAAGAGCCGAAGCUGGGUUGAGUAAUUGACGAUUGAAGUUUUGCAUAGCGUGGCGUUCUGGGCAGAUAUUGAGUAGCGUUUCGGAUGCAGCAUUUAGAAACAACGAUGCGUGGUCUUUGAGCGGAUGAGGCGGCUGUGUAUUGUAUACCCUGCUUCACGGAGCAAGGGCGACUACAGAGUCGAAUGAUAUCCAACUACCUCAAGUUGUCCAGUGUCGACUACGAUUUUUGACCUAUGCAUCAGCCCUGAGCAUGUCGUUGGGCUAGAUAAUGCUGUUGGAGAAGCCUAGGAUUGGUGACGGUUCAGAUCGGUCUCCAGUGCAUGCAUGCGACAUAGGGCUUAGCUCCUGAGAGUAACAUCUCUUUGUCAGCACGUUGCUGUCCAGGAGCACUUCCCAGAGCAGCUG
Dothidotthia symphoricarpi CBS 119687 is the source of this 1880-nucleotide messenger RNA. RefSeq names its product cyclin-like protein. The transcript has 2 exons. Gene Ontology annotation, cellular component: nucleus; transcription factor TFIIK complex. Gene Ontology annotation, biological process: regulation of cyclin-dependent protein serine/threonine kinase activity; regulation of transcription by RNA polymerase II. NCBI's taxonomy places the organism in Eukaryota, Fungi, Ascomycota, Dothideomycetes, Pleosporales, Dothidotthiaceae. The record is from RefSeq and is a predicted model, not a curated record. Gene Ontology annotation, molecular function: cyclin-dependent protein serine/threonine kinase regulator activity. The coding region runs from base 215 to 1495 and encodes 426 amino acids.